Peniophora sp. CBMAI 1063 is the source of this 699-nucleotide messenger RNA. The record is from the annotation of a GenBank genome assembly. Lineage: Eukaryota; Fungi; Basidiomycota; Agaricomycetes; Russulales; Peniophoraceae.
AUGAGCCGGCGCUUCUUCGCGGGUUCCUUGAAGGACUUGAACUCCACGGGGAGAGCGUAUCGUCUCUCGCUCUCUCGCUCUCACGACCAUCAAUCAUCAACUAUGCGGCUUAUCUUCCAGAAGAAGAGCAUCAUGCGUGUCGACCUCGUUGACGCUAAGACGAAGAGGCCUGUCUAUGCUCUCCAAACCCAUGACGCCGCGUUCGGCACAAAAGCUCUGUUGUCGCAACGCUCUCAGAAUAACGAUGGAGACGAAGCAGACGAUGAAAUUGGAGAGACAACCUUUCGCGAUAUUGCAUCUGAUAAGAUCUCCGUCGGCGAGAUCAAACAUUCAGCGAAAAAGUGGCUGCAGCAUGACGGAUCCAAAUGGUCGUUUAUUGCCUCAAGUGGCGCACAUUACGUGUGGUCGCAAGCUGGGGAGGACUACAUUUUGCAGGGACCAGGUGAUACAUCAGAGGUUGCCCGGCUUCACACAGACGGCACCGAUCCAGCCAAAGCAUACUUCGACAUAGAUGUCCCCAAACAGGAUCAGAACGAGGUGCUCAUGAGUUGCAUCUACAUCCGUUUGCGCGAGGUGAAGAAGACCGAAUCGGCGGGCGGGACUACAUUGAUCAACCCCAUCUCUAUCACAGGAUCGCACGCAGGAUUCCGAGUCUCUACGGCGUCAACAACCAACACCAAGCGAGGCACAACCGCAUGA